Messenger RNA from Lodderomyces orthopsilosis Co 90-125, 1347 nucleotides. RefSeq names its product guanine nucleotide-binding protein subunit alpha (gene CAG1). Bases 1 to 1347 code for a protein of 448 amino acids. The transcript has a single exon. Gene Ontology annotation, molecular function: G protein-coupled receptor binding; G-protein beta/gamma-subunit complex binding; GTPase activity. The record is from RefSeq and is a predicted model, not a curated record. Gene Ontology annotation, biological process: G protein-coupled receptor signaling pathway. Gene Ontology annotation, cellular component: heterotrimeric G-protein complex. Lineage: Eukaryota; Fungi; Ascomycota; Pichiomycetes; Serinales; Debaryomycetaceae.
AUGGGCUGUGGGGUGAGUACACUAGUUGAGGAUGAACAAGAUCCAUUUUUGCAAGACAAACAAAUCAAUGAUGCUAUUGAACAAUCAUUACAUUUGAACAAAGCCAAUGCAAAAAAUGGCGUUAAAUUACUCUUGCUUGGAGCUGGUGAAAGUGGUAAAUCCACUGUUUUGAAACAACUCAAAUUAUUACACAAGGGGGGAUUUACCCAACAAGAACGAAUGCAAUAUUCAAAUAUAAUCUGGUGUGAUGUGAUUCAAAGUAUGAAGAUUUUGAUUAUUCAAGCUCGGAAAUUAAAAAUCCCCCUAGAUUGUGAUCAGCCAAAUAGUGUAUUAAUUCAAUACAAGCGGUGUGUGUUACGAAGUGACGCGUUGACUCAAAUUGAUACUAGUAUUGCUGGUGGAACUGAUUUCUUGAAUGAUUAUAUUUUAAAAUAUGAUGAAAAGACGAAAAUGAAACGGAAAUUGAAUAGUACUGGUGUGGUUGAGUUUUUGAGUAAUAUUGGACAAGGGAACCAAAAUAGUGCCAAUGAUGAUGAAAUUGACCCUGAAAUUAGAGACGAAGUAUUGUCAGGUAUACCGCAAGCGGGUGAUGGGAAUAGUAAUAGUGGGUUUGCGUCUUAUGAACAGUCUCGCUAUUCACGUUAUGAUAUUGCUGAAUCAAUACAUCAACUAUGGACAAACGAUGCCGGAAUCAAGAAAUGUUUUGAACGAUCAAAUGAAUUUCAAUUUGAAAGUAGUGCAGAAUACUAUUUCGAUAAUGUAUCCAAUUUCACUGAUCCUAGUUACAUGUGUUCCGAUUUGGAUAUUUUGAAAGGAAGAAUCAAAACCACCGGAAUCACAGAGACAAAUUUCACCAUCAACUCAUUCAGAUUUAAAGUUUUGGAUGCCGGUGGACAACGUAGUGAACGUAAGAAAUGGAUUCAUUGCUUUGAUGAUAUCACUGCCGUAUUAUUUGUUCUUGCAAUUAAUGAAUAUGAUCAAAUGUUAUUUGAAGAUGAACGGGUGAAUCGUAUGCAUGAAUCAAUCAUCUUAUUUGAUCAAUUGUGUAAUUCAAAAUGGUUUGCCAACACUCCGUUUAUCUUGUUUCUCAACAAAAUUGACAUUUUUGAAGAAAAGAUUAAACGGAAUCCAUUGAAUAAAUACUUUCCUGAUUAUAUUGGCAAGAAUGAUGAUGCUAAUGAAACUCUCAAAUUUUUUGAAACCAACUUUUUAAAAAUGAAUAGGACUAAUAAACCCAUAUAUGUUCAUCGAACUUGUGCUACUGAUACAAAAUCAAUGAAGUUUGUGUUGAGUGCUGUUGCUGAUAUUGUCAUUCAACUGAAUUUGAAAAAGAGCGGAAUCAUGUAA